UGUAUUGCAAAGCUUCAAAUCUCCGCCUAUGGCUAUACUGCCUCUCAAACCCUAGCUUCAGUCUCUUCUGGGAUUUGCUUCAACAGACAACCCCCCCCCCCAAAAAAAAAAAAAACCUUGAACUUUUUCCGCAGUCAAAAUGGGUAUUUCUCGUGAUUCGAUGCACAAGAGGCGUGCCACUGGAGGUAAAAAGAAGGCUUGGAGGAAGAAGAGAAAGUAUGAGCUUGGAAGGCAACCAGCAAACACAAAGCUUUCAAGCAACAAGACAGUUAGGAGGAUUAGGGUUCGUGGUGGAAAUGUCAAGUGGCGUGCUCUCAGGCUCGACACUGGAAACUACUCGUGGGGAAGUGAGGCCGUGACUCGUAAGACCAGAAUUUUGGAUGUGGUGUACAAUGCAUCCAACAAUGAGUUGGUUCGUACUCAAACUCUGGUUAAGAGUGCUAUUGUUCAAGUUGAUGCUGCACCAUUCAAGCAGUGGUAUCUCCAGCACUAUGGUGUCGACAUUGGUCGCAAGAAGAAAACAGCAGCCAAGAAAGAAGGAGAGGAAGGUGAAACUGGCACUGAGGAGGUGAAGAAGAGCAACCAUGUCUUGAGGAAGCUGGAGAAACGACAACAGAAUCGCAAGCUCGAUCCACAUAUCGAGGAUCAAUUUGCAAGUGGUCGUUUGUUGGCUUGUAUCUCUUCAAGGCCUGGUCAGUGUGGCCGCGCUGAUGGGUAUAUCUUGGAAGGCAAAGAGCUGGAAUUCUACAUGAAGAAGAUCCAGAGAAAGAAGGGGAAGGGAGCUGCCUAAAAAUUUUGUUAUGUGAGCUUUUAAUAUAUCAUGUCAGAAUCUCCUCUCUGCUACUUUUAUCUUUUUACAGGACAUUCAAGAUUGUAUUAGUUUUUGAACUUUUUAGUUUGAAUGUCAACUAGUGGGUUGUUGUGUAAUGUUGAACAAUAUAAUAUUUGUGUUUGAAUUUUGAUAUUCUUGAACUUUAUAAA
This is a messenger RNA of Gossypium arboreum, 981 nucleotides long. Its product is annotated as 40S ribosomal protein S8-like. The record is from RefSeq and is a predicted model, not a curated record. Gene Ontology annotation, molecular function: structural constituent of ribosome. The transcript is spliced from 5 exons. The coding region runs from base 140 to 790 and encodes 216 amino acids. Gene Ontology annotation, biological process: translation; maturation of SSU-rRNA from tricistronic rRNA transcript (SSU-rRNA, 5.8S rRNA, LSU-rRNA). NCBI's taxonomy places the organism in Eukaryota, Viridiplantae, Streptophyta, Magnoliopsida, Malvales, Malvaceae. Gene Ontology annotation, cellular component: ribosome; cytosolic small ribosomal subunit.